AUGAAAACACUAGUUGGUCUGGAUGGAUCUGAGCUGAGGACUAUUUACCCAAGACCCUGGAGUAUUUGGAAAGAACGUGUUAAUUAUAAACAGCAGGGACCAAGCACAAUCUGUUCUGCUCUUAAUGAUGUUAUCUUAACGCUGAAAUUGCCUGAAACCCAUUUUACUAAGGAGUGUAUUUUGUGCUAUGAUGAAGGUCUCCCCCUGUGCUUUGAACAUGGCAGCAGCCUUGUUUGUAUGCCCAGUCCUUUCACUUCCUCUCCAUGGGAACCUUUUGCAUUUGUCUGCCAAAACAGCUCGGUCCUAAGGCCACCUUUUAAGAAAUUGGAAUAG
This is a messenger RNA of Podarcis lilfordi (Lilford's wall lizard), 333 nucleotides long. NCBI's taxonomy places the organism in Eukaryota, Metazoa, Chordata, Lepidosauria, Squamata, Lacertidae. The record is from the annotation of a GenBank genome assembly.